Messenger RNA from Penicillium concentricum, 1596 nucleotides. Its product is annotated as hydrogen/calcium exchanger domain-containing protein. Gene Ontology annotation, biological process: calcium ion transmembrane transport; intracellular calcium ion homeostasis. The record is from RefSeq and is a predicted model, not a curated record. Lineage: Eukaryota; Fungi; Ascomycota; Eurotiomycetes; Eurotiales; Aspergillaceae. Gene Ontology annotation, molecular function: calcium:proton antiporter activity. The transcript has 12 exons. The coding region runs from base 1 to 1596 and encodes 531 amino acids. Gene Ontology annotation, cellular component: fungal-type vacuole membrane.
AUGUUUUCAACCCGCAGCGCAGCCAACCGUCUAGCACGACGCAGCAGCGGAGAACGCUCCUGGAACCCAUACCAAAUGUUCGGCCAAAAAACACACAACCGAUCGAACUCUAUGCAGCUCGAGAAUGGAUUAGCCCAUUCCCAGACCCUAGGCGACCUCCCAGCAGACCAGCAUCGCCGAGAGGAAAUGAACGCCGGUAUUAGCGCUCCGGAGUACUCGAACACGUUCCCGGCAGAGUUCGUUGGCAGCGACCAUGAAACACACAAGUCUCCGCCUGAACCGUCCAUGGCUAGCCAGGAUCCGAUCAAUGUUUCAUCAGUGCGCGGCGUUGAUACUGAGACUGUUGGAUCGGCGCAAACGCGUCAGCGUAAGGGUGGCAUCUUGGGCAAGUUUAAGCAUCGCCAUGAUGGCGAUGAGUGGGAGGAUAAGAAGCCGCAUCAGAAAUUCACUUUUGUCUCGCAGUUAAGGGCUACUAUCUUGAAUUCGUGGAUCAAUGUUCUUUUGGUUGCUGCACCUGUUGGAAUUGCGCUUUAUGCCGUUGGCGCCAAUCCGAUUGCGGUCUUCGUGGUGAACUUCAUUGCUAUCAUUCCCCUUGCUGCUAUGCUCAGUUUCGCAACUGAAGAGAUUGCCCUUCGCACGGGCGAAACAAUCGGCGGUCUGCUUAAUGCCUCGUUCGGUAACGCCGUCGAGCUGAUCGUUGCAAUCAUUGCGCUGGUCCAAGGCAAAACCCCCAUCGUGCAGACAUCACUCAUCGGGAGUAUUUUAUCUAACCUGCUCCUGGUGAUGGGCAUGUGCUUUUUCCUCGGUGGUAUCCCCCGCGUAGAGCAAAAUUUCAACGUGACUGUUGCCCAGACAGCCGCGAUUGAAAACGGAGACAGCACUGCCGCUCUAUCCCGAGGCACGAGUGUCCUCCUUCUAAUCGUGUACGGCUGCUACCUCUUCUUCCAGCUGAAGUCGCACGCCGAUAUGUACAACCGACCCAGCGAGAAGGUCGAACGGCGACACGCAAAGGUCGGCGAAGGCGACGCCAGUCGGGGUAUUGCCCAGAUUGGCAAAAUGACUGCCGUGCCGUUGGUUGGGCAGAACGCAGACCACAUGCAAAUGGAUGAUCAUGAUGACACCGAGGAGCCGCAGUUGUCUAUUGUGUCUGCCAUCCUCACGCUGAUUAUCUCGACUGCGUUUGUUGCUACGUGCGCUGAGUUCAUGGUUGAAUCUAUCGACGCCUUGACGGCUACCGGUAACAUUGGCGAGACAUUCGUCGGGCUGAUCCUUCUGCCUAUCGUUGGUAAUGCGGCUGAGCACGCUACCGCGGUGACAGUCGCAUGCAAGGAUAAGAUGGAUCUUGCUAUUGGUGUCGCAGUCGGAUCCAGCAUGCAGAUUGCACUGCUUGUGCUGCCGCUGAUUGUUGUUCUUGGGUGGAUUAUUGGUGAUGAGGAUAUGACUCUCAACUUCGAUGGAUUCCAGGUGAUCGUACUAUUCAUGUCUGUUCUUUUGGUCAACUACCUCAUUGGUGAUGGCAAGUCUCACUGGCUCGAGGGUGUCUUGUUGAUGAUGAUGUACCUCAUUAUCGCUCUUGCGGCUUGGUUCUUCGUUUAA